AAUAUUAUUUGGACAUAACCAGCUUGUUGAACUGAGUUCAAAGCAGAUAUAGACUUCCUUAUUAUUAUUAAAAAAUAUUGUAUUUUAAUAUUUGCAUAUUUAGGCAGACGGUUGAACUGUUAAGGUGUAGCUAACCAGAUUAUCAUCGUUAGACAUAAUGGGAACUUUUUGAAAACGUUUUAACCAUUCGAAAACAGACCACAAUGUAACUAAGAAAAGAGAUUAGCCGUAGGUGUGUGUUACUACGAACAAAUUUCAGACACUACAACUAAAAAUAAUUUUGGUAUGGAUUCAGAUCGAACACACAUUUCAUAUACUCAUAACAAUUGUGUAAAAGGAAAACUUAAACCACAACAUAUCGUGGAGGUCGCAUACAUGUUUCCUACAUAUUUUCUCAGCAGAAGUAGCUGGCCUGACGCCAUGUUCUGGGCAUUUGCUAUAAGGCUAGGGGUUGAAAGAGUCUUCGAGGAACUUUUGUCCCUGAGGAAUAAUACAGGAACAAGGUGUCAGAAAUUCCAGCCAUUGUCCCCACAACAAACACACACACACAUAGAAAUGGAUCACAUGGAGCUCCAGAGGGUCAGCACUCAGGCAGAUGAUGACAGCACUGACAGCCUGGAUGAACAGUUCACUGAGCCCAUCGACUCAGAAAAGGCCACAAUCAACAGUCAAUUCUGUGAUGAAGAUGACGCUGAGAGUCAGAAAUUUCUCACGAAUGGAAUUCUGAAAAAGAAAAAGUUUGAAGAAUAUGCGGAAUACCACCCUGGACACACCUCUUUUGGGAUGUCCGUCUUCAAUCUUAGUAAUGCCAUCAUGGGCAGCGGGAUCCUGGGCCUGUCCUAUGCCAUGGCCAACACCGGAAUCCUUCUGUUUGUGGUUCUUCUCUUGGGUGUGGCCAUACUUUCCCUGUAUUCGGUCCAUCUUCUUCUCGUGACUGCAAAGGAGGGAGGGUCUUUGAUCUACGAGAAGCUGGGAGAGAGAGCUUUCGGCUGGCCUGGGAAAAUGGCCGCAUUUGGGUCCAUAACUCUGCAGAACAUAGGAGCGAUGUCAAGCUAUCUCUUCAUUGUGAAGUACGAAUUGCCUGAAGUUAUCCGAGCAUUUCUGGGCCUAGAGGAGAUCUCUGGUGAAUGGUACCUAAAUGGAAAUUACUUGGUGGUUUUGGUUUCAAUGUGCAUCAUCCUGCCGCUCUCUCUCCUCAAAAACCUUGGUUACCUUGGAUAUACCAGUGGGUUCUCAUUAUCUUGUAUGGUCUUCUUCUUGGGAGUGUUGAUUUAUAAGAAGACACAGCUUCCUUGCCCACUUCCAUUUUUCUAUCACACCUCUCCCAACCUGACCAUGAACAGUUCCACGCUGCAUAACGGAACCAGCAUUUUGGAGUUUUCCCGGGCUGAAACCAUUAUCCACCUGGACCUGCAUUUGCCAGCCACUGCUCACACCACAGAUGUCUAUUAUGAGCCUCACGGCCAUGAUGAUGAGGACAUGUGUAGGCCCAAGUACUUUGUGUUCAACUCACAGACGGCAUACACUGUACCCAUCCUGGCAUUUGCAUUUGUGUGCCACCCAGAGGUCCUGCCCAUCUACAGCGAGUUGAAAGACCGUUCCCGGAAGAAGAUGCAGAAUGUCUCCAACCUGUCCAUCUUAGCCAUGCUGAUCAUGUACAUGCUGUCAGCACUGUUUGGAUACCUCAUGUUUUAUGAUUAUGUGGAGGCAGAGCUAUUGCACACCUUCACCAAGGUGUAUAAGUUUGACACUCUUCUUCUUCUGGUGCGCCUGGCUGUGCUGACUGCUGUCACACUAACUGUUCCCAUUGUCCUAUUCCCUAUUCGAUCCUCGAUUAUCACUCUGGCAUUUGGAAAUCAAGAGUUUAGCUGGAUUCGACAUAUCCUCAUCGCUGCCGCAAUCCUAGUUUUCAACAACCUGCUAGUGAUAUUUGUCCCCUCUAUCCGAGAUAUAUUCGGUUUCAUUGGGUCUUCUGCUGCCACUAUGCUGAUAUUCAUCCUACCAGCCGCCUUCUACCUCCGACUUGUUGACACUGUUCCCUUGCGUUCACCUCAGAAGAUAUCAGCUGCCAUUUUUCUGGCUGUGGGCAUGGUUUUCAUGAUUGUAAGCCUUUCACUGAUUGUCCUGGAUUGGAUCCACAACCCACCUGGCUCAGGAGGUCACUAGAGCCCUCAGAAUAGAAGACAGCUUGCACUCACAGACCCAGACACCAAGGUCAGGAAGCAGCCAUUCAAACACAAGGGCCUUCUGGAGUACCCAUUCACAACCCAAAGAUCCCAGUGAAUGAGCAUUUCUGUGUUUGUGUAAGGAUUUUCACAGCAACUCCCUUGUCAAAGAGUAUUAGGGAGAAAUUUGUGCAUUUCUCAUCAAAAACAGACUCGGCCUCAACUGGUCAACUGGUUAUUAGAUACUGGUUUAUUGUGUAUGAUUUAGUUCUAAUCUACCUUACAGUGUAGUUAAGUAAGGACAGCGAGAGAUUGUGUGUUGACCCAUCAGAGAACAAUGUAUAUAGCAUUGCUACACAUGCCUUUGCAUUAAGCUCCAGGCGCUCAAAAUGACUAUGUCCAAAUUUGGUGGUGUUUAUGGGAAAGGAACAGCCCUCACCUUUCCCAACAUACAACCACACACACACAUGCACACACACACUUAGGAAAACAUUAUUCUAGGGGCUAUCUAGUCCUGCAUGGUGAUUUUUUUCCAUUCAUGCAAGACAAUCGACUUUUACCCUAGUGGUGAGUAACCACCCAUUUUAUAUGAAAUAUUAUAAUAUAAAGAAGGCAAUGUUAUGUGGACAGCUUGUGUACAGAAAUUUUACCUGGAAAUUUAUGGUGUUUUGGACACACUGCUGAAUUAAACAAAACUCCCAGUACAGUCCAGAUGAAGAAAAAAAGUGACAUCACAAGAUGUAUAAAAGUGCGUAUUCAUAUCUUGGUUCACAGUACUGACAUGCCAUCUAUAUAUUACUAGAGACAAAGGUUUUAGUAUUUCUUUUAAAUAAUCAUUUUGAAUAUUCUGGAAGAAAGCAUGUGAAGGACUGCUGUAACUUACUGGAGGAAAUCUAUUGCUACUAUUGUGCAUUACCUCUUAUAUACUCAGUUUUAUCUAUAUAAGUUUGAAUAUUUUCAUCCCAAUAGAGUUCCCCUCUUAAAAUUAUUUUAUUAGUUUUAUAAAAUAAUUUUACCAAACUUAAAUACCUGCCUCACUGCGUAAUCAUUUAGCUGCCAAGACCAAGGCAUUGCAUCGUGUGCCUUUAGCCUGUAAAUGCUCAGGGUUUGAUCGAUAGUCUGUUAUUUGUCCCCUGUGGGUCUCUCUCAGUUUUUCCAUUGCUAUAUUAAAAGGCUCUCUGCAGGUGAAUUCCAUCAAACUGCUAUGGCUUUGAAUGACAAGUAUUUUCAUUUUUUGCCAAUGUUGGUUGCUGCCAAUUCUCACAGUGAGCGAGUGAAAUCAAUUAAGUGUAUGAAUACUCAACAAGGUUCUUCAUUUUCAGGUAUUUAACAUUUAUUUAAUAAAAUAAGAUUUAUAGACAUUUCUUGGACUAGAUUGUGGAGUUUGGAGACUGGUUUAGCAGAUAAGACUGGCAGAUGGAUAUUGGAAGUGUGUUUAUGAGAUUAGGUUCAUAGGAGGGGUUGGCAGGUUUGGAUGCAGAGUUUAUAGGUCAGAAACUGCAGAAUGAAUCAGAAUAUGACACAUCAGAAUAAAAGCAGAAUGUUAAGUUGUGUAUAGACAGAUCCUGUUUUGUCAUCAAAUAGUUUAGACUUGGUCACGUCAGUGAUAAGGGAACCUCUUGCAAUAGCUGUGCUGCAGUUUCCUAAUAUUUACAGUGUUACCACAGAAUGGGCUACUGUUCAAAAUGCAUGCUUUUUUUGCGAAACUGUUGAUACACUAUCACAAUAUCAUUGUCCUACAAUUUUUAUGAAAUUACUUGUUUUCCAUGUCAGGCAACACUGUAUAGUAAUUUAAUUAUGUAUCACAGAUGAAAGCCAAUAUCUUGUUUUGCCAUUUAUGUGUUGGAAAAUAUCUUGCACAAAAUGUGUCAUAUCAACCUGAAUAGGUCUGCGCGCUGAAUUGAGCCAGCCAAAAUGAACAAUGUUUAUAGAUCUUUUGUGGAUCUACAUAUUCAUAAAACAAAUGAAUAUUUCAAAUGAAAUGGUUUAAUAUUAUGUGCAUGUUUUAGGAUUACAUACAUGGUCUUUUUUGACGAUUGUAUAUGUACUGUAUAUAGACCACAUGAUACACUUGUUGAAAUAUUGUGUGAAGAAUAGUGUUGUUCCACAAGCCUUUGCCAACACACAGGUCUUUUAGAUUUGUGUUAUUGCCUUUUUCUUUAUUUGGCGUCAUAAUUUUUUAUCCCACUUUCCUUCAAAGCAUGUUUCGUAUGUUACAUAUGGUUAUUUUAUUUUGUCUGUUCUCCAUCCUUCUAUGUCUAGUUGUGUAAUCCUAAAUGCCAGUAUUCAUUCAUUCAAAACAUUGAAGCAUACAGAACAGCAGAUUAUUUUUUCUGUGCCUGGCUAGCUGUGAUCAGCAGGAAAAGUGCUAGACCACAGCAUAUUGUACCACAGCUUUUUACAGGGAGCACAGCGAAACAGAAUUUUUUGAGAUAGUCUCCUGAAGACCAGACUGCUGUUUCACAUCUGAGAAAGGGGUACAGCUGCUAUUCUUUUGAGUGAAGAUGAUACCCAGAAAUGCUACAAUAACUCUAUUGUCAUGUAAACUGAUCUUGUAGUAAGUACAAGAGAAAGUGUCCUUGGAUAAAGGCAUUUGCCAAGAAAAUGUGAAUCUUUUGAUGAUGUGUGGAAUUGCAUGGCCUUUUUUUAUUUUGUGUCCAUGCACAGCUCUCCACAUGAAUAUGCAGAUGGAAGCCAUGGCUUGUUUGAUAAUAUCCAGGCCUUCCUGGUGCCAUUAUAAUAGUCUGAAAAUGUUAUAAUUAUAUAAGAAUGUAAAAGAAUGAAUGCUUUACUUAAGAGUCUGGUGUUUGUAAAGGCCAGUCCACAUGAGACACCGAAACACACCAGCCAACUUGUUUAGUCAGUAGUUAAUUAUUUUUGUGAAUGGAAUUUUACCUUAAUAUGGGAGUACUGUUAUAGGUUACAUUGACAAUAGGCUAGGUUCUGAUUCACCAGAGAAGAUAAUAUUUACAUUUUUUUAAUAUUAAAAAAAAUCAUUUUAAUAUUUUAAAAAAGCGCUUGACUGUUAAAUAUAAAGUUGGCUAUACCUACAGUAGACAGUUAUCAGUGAGUGUUUUGUUGGCAAUUGUGCUUGCCACCAUGGUAUUCUAUGGUUUAUUCCUAUUAAAAAUCUGUGUCUGCAUACCCCUCAACAAUACAGCAAUUUGCCUUAUGACUUGCAAUCAGUCAUCUGUGAAACACUGACAUGACAAAACACCAACUGUGAAACAUCACAACGGGUGAUUGUCCUUGCCAUUGUUAGUGUUCUAUCUCUUGUACAAUUAAAAUUGAGUUUUAUAGUUGCUGGAACAAAGUUGGUUUUUUGUAUCAGUGAAACUUUCAAUAUGAAUAUAAUAUGAACAAUAAAGACAUGAAAUUAA
Molecule: messenger RNA, 5545 nt
Organism: Anguilla anguilla (European eel)
Lineage: Eukaryota; Metazoa; Chordata; Actinopteri; Anguilliformes; Anguillidae
Gene: slc38a4
Product: solute carrier family 38 member 4
Exons: 16
Coding region: 286-2166 (626 amino acids)
Biological process (GO): amino acid transmembrane transport
Molecular function (GO): amino acid transmembrane transporter activity
Source: RefSeq, a predicted model, not a curated record